AUGGACAUCACCCAGAUCCCAUGUUGUCAAACCCUAUUGUCUCUCUUUGCAAUAGGCCUUGCUCAACACCUCAAGGCCACCACUUUUUUCCUACUCCCCAACAUAGCAGCCUCAAAUUCUUGCCUCCAAAACUUCCAGUCCAAGCUCACCUCUCUAGCACUCCCUUCCGAUCUUGUCUCUUAUUGUUUUGACCCUAUACAAUUUGUAACUAGCCCCAACAUCUGCGCCCAAAUUGAGUCUUCCCAAGAUUGGGUCUCUAAGCUUAAUCAGACCACUGCACUUGACUCUGCAUGCAAGCCAGACCUCACUGAUCUAUCAUCCUGUGAUGCUUGCGUGGCGGCUGGCCUUAGAAUUCAGCAAGAAUUAAUCACCGUUGAUGGUAACAGUUCUCACUCUAGAGAUUGUUGGAUCUUCACAGUAAUGUAUGCAGCAGCUGGUAUUAUCAAUGACUCUGAACCUGAAAGUGAGGGUACUUGUGUUUUCGGUUUAUCUUUAUUGAAUAACACUCUUGUGGAUACUGCUGUGGACACUCCUGUGAAUUUGCCCAAAAAGAGCUAUACAGCUCUUGUAACUGCAGUAGUCUCAGCAACAGGAGGGUUGCUUACGAUAUUAUUAUUUUUAUACUUCUUAUGGAAGAAAUCUUUGGGAAAGAAAAGGGCAUAUAGUGAGAAUAUUAGGAAUUUUAGUGCUGGAAAUGGGAAGAAUGAUACAGAACUACCGGUCUCAAGUUUAAGGAGUAUAUUAGCUGCUACAAACAACUUCUCUGAAGCUAAUAAACUAGGAGAGGGAGGGUUUGGCCCUGUUUAUAAGGGCAUCUUAAAAGAAAAUCAAGAGGUAGCCAUAAAAAGACUGUCAAAGAAGUCAGGGCAAGGAUAUCAGGAGUUCAUGAAUGAGUUAAAACUUAUAGCAAAGCUCCAACAUAACAAUCUUGUUAGGCUCUUGGGUUGCUGUAUUGAAAAGGAAGAGAUGAUAUUAAUCUACGAGUACAUGACUAAUCGAAGUUUGGACAAAUUUUUGUUUGAUCCAAGGGAAAACACAAAGUUGGAUUGGGGUAAACGCUUUCAAAUUAUAGAAGAAAUGAACCCCAAAAUUUCAGAUUUUGGAAUGGCAAAGAUUUUCGAGAUAAAUCAGACUGAAGCAAGUACCAACAGGGUUGUUGGGACAUACGGUUACAUGUCACCUGAGUAUGCACGCUAUGGUCAUUUUUCUGAGAAAUUGGAUGUAUUUAGUUUUGGAGUGUUGUUGCUGGAGAUUGUAAGUGGAAGGAAGAAUUCCGCUUUCUAUCAUCUUGAACACCCACUAACUCUUGCUGGAUGGGCAUGGAAAUUAUGGAAAGAAGGUAGAGGAAUGGAGGUGAUUGAUGCAUCAGUGAGAGAAACAUGUCUGCCUCAUGAAGCUUUAAGGUGUAUCCAUGUAGCAUUAUUGUGUGUUCAAGAAGAUCCAGUUGAUCGACCAACAAUGUCUUCUGUAAUUCACAUGUUGGCUAAUGAAGCUACAUCACUUCCACUAUUCAAAGAACCUGCAUUUUCAACACAUAGUAAUUAUAAGGCUGUUUGCUCUUCUUCUCCAUCAUCUAGCAUUUUUUCGAACAAUCUGGUAACCAUUAGCAUCCCUGAAGGUCGAUAGAGGUUCAAUGCCUAUCUGUCGGUGAGUACUGUUUACAAAUUACACUUUGAGCCGCAUAAUUUUAUGUCCAGAUGUCUUCGCUUUGGAAUACACUUGUGUUCCUUCUCUUCCAUUGGACGUAAAAUUAUGCAGCCUUUCUAUUUCAAUGAACUGCAGAAUCCUAAGGGAACAAAUUAAAAUAGAAAGGUUGGAGAUUUCCCUUGCCAAGUGUAUGAAAUUGUCAAUCCAAGAGAAGGCACUGAUGGAUUUAUUUGUUAAAACUUAGGCAAGAAGGUAGCUAGAGUGGGUUGAUGAUCUCUAAGCCAAACCUAUGAAGCCUUAUGAUGUAUCUAUGUAGGAAUCUUGUC
Molecule: messenger RNA, 1973 nt
Organism: Rosa rugosa (rugosa rose)
Lineage: Eukaryota; Viridiplantae; Streptophyta; Magnoliopsida; Rosales; Rosaceae
Product: probable receptor-like protein kinase At1g11050
Exons: 7
Coding region: 1-1626 (541 amino acids)
Biological process (GO): protein phosphorylation
Molecular function (GO): ATP binding; protein kinase activity
Source: RefSeq, a predicted model, not a curated record